Megalopta genalis is the source of this 2473-nucleotide messenger RNA. Its product is annotated as ankyrin repeat domain-containing protein 13C. Lineage: Eukaryota; Metazoa; Arthropoda; Insecta; Hymenoptera; Halictidae. Gene Ontology annotation, molecular function: signaling receptor binding. Gene Ontology annotation, biological process: protein retention in ER lumen. Gene Ontology annotation, cellular component: cytoplasm. The record is from RefSeq and is a predicted model, not a curated record.
UUUGGAAUGUAUAUCUUUUUAUCUGUGCAAAAAGAUUUUAAUGAUAAAUGUAUCCAAAUAACUAACCAUACUGAUUAAAAGAACGACCACCUAGCAAAGAUACGACAGCACAGAUACUAUCAAAGACAAUACGGUUGAACUAAAAAUAUUAACAAAAACAACAAUAAUAACAUAAAGAGUUUUUUCGAACUUUAAAAUCUUUCAAGUGUUUCUUAAAACAUAUCAAAUUGUGCAUAUUUAAACUUAAUUUACAAAAAUAUUGGGUGCAAUAAGAGAAACAUUUAUUGAUGUUGACAACUAGAAGUAAAAUUUUAAACAAUGAGCUUAUGUUAUAAUUAUAAUAGUAUAGAUGUAACAGGACUCUUGGUAUGACUAUUCGAUGUAACAUGUUGCAUUUUGGCAAUGGAAUACAAGAUAAUUACUAUUAUAUCAAAAGAGAUUCAAUUAGAUAAAGAAAGGAAUCAGUGUCAUUUUUUUUAUAAUUUUCCUAACAAAGGAAGACGGUCAUGGCUGAGAACUCGGAAAGUAAAAAAUAUCCUUUACAUAAAUGCGUAUUUCAAGGGGAUGUUAAGACUUUAAGCUCUUUAAUCAGAAUUUAUGAUAUCGCAGAAAAAGACAAGCAAGGAAAUACGCCAUUACACUUAGCUGUUAUGUUAGGAAGAAGAGAAUCAAUCCAGUUGUUGCUUGCACAUGGAGCGCCAGUAAAAGUAAAGAACUUAGCUGGAUGGAGUUCACUUGCCGAAGCAAUUAGUUAUGGAGAUAGACAAACCAUAUCGUUAUUACUACGUAAACUAAAACAACAAGCGAGAGAGCAAAUGGAAGAAAGAAGACCAAAUUUAGUUGCAACACUACGCCAAAUGGGUGAUUUUUACAUGGAAUUAAGAUGGGACUUUCAAAGCUGGGUUCCACUUGUUUCUCGAGUACUUCCAUGUGAUAUUUGCAAGAUACAUAAAUGUGGGGCAUCUAUUAGAAUGGAUACUACUUUAGUAGAUUUUAAUAAUAUGAGAUGGGAAAGAGGUGAUAUAUCAUUUAUUUUUAAUGGUGACCAGAAACCAAGCAAAUCAUUAACAAUACUAGACAACAAAGCUAAACUUUUCCAAAGAGUGAGAUACGAGGAAUCAGAUGUGGACAUAGAAGAUGAAGUAGACGUUCUUAUGUCAAGCGAUAUUAUGGCAGCACAAAUGUCAACGAAAGGCAUAACAUUUUCAAGGACUCAGACAGGCUGGAUAUUUCGUGAGGAUAAAAGGGAGAUGGUAGGACCUUUCCACGCGGACUUUUAUCAAAUCAAUGGAAUGGUUUUGGUAAGUAGGAAACGACGGGAACAUUUAAGCGAAGAAGAUUUGCAAAAAAAUAAGGCUAUUAUGGAAUCUUUAACGAAAGGAAAUUCAGCAGGAUUUACAAAUGGAGAGCCCCAUGUAAGAAGAGCUUCUUUAAAUCCACCGCCAGAAUCAAAUAUUACUUGGGAAGAAUAUAUUACAGCUCCACCCGGUGAAUGUCCACUCCUAGGAAGAAGUUUGGUGUAUAAAGAAAAUAGAAAAUCAUUCAAAGCUACAGUUGCUAUGAGUCCAGACUUUCCAUUGACAGUAGCUAUGUUACUCAAUGUCUUGGAAGUAAUCGCGCCUUUCAAGCACUUUAGCAAGUUACGACAAUUUGUCCUUAUGAAAUUACCACCUGGAUUUCCUGUAAAAGUUGAUAUACCCAUUUUACCUACAGUGACAGCUAAAGUCACAUUUCAGGAGUUCGCCUUUCUUCAUGAUGUAGAUCCACAAUUGUUUCAAAUACCAUCAGACUAUUUUGAAGAUCCAAUGAGAUUUCCAGAUUUAUGACAGCUUCAUGUACCGAAGUCAAUCCAAGUCAAUUAUGAAAGUAAACAGAAAACUGUUUCUCCACUACAACAUUAUUCAGCUUUUACAUUUUCUUGGACAUACUGUUGCCAGAAUGGUCUUUCAAACAGUUGCACAGUACUCUAUAAAGAAAGAUCACUUUGAGUACUAAACGUAGCAAGUACUUUUAAACUACUGAACUGCAAAGUUUACGGUAGUUUAAAGGGUGGUAUACUUAUUCUACUUACAAAGUUGUGUGCUAAAUCCUGAAGAAAAGAAAACAACUUAAUAAAUCUGUGCACGUGAAUACAAACAUUAUUCCACUUAGUGCAUAAAAAUUACUAUGUCGAACACCUCGCUUUACUUUAUCCAGCUUCAGUUCUGAACUUUCCUAUUUUGCAUUUAGCGAUUACUAUUUGAAAAGUAUUUUGUUAGCGAGAUGAAAAUAUUUGCGGAAUUUAUUUAUAAGCAAAGAACAAUCUUUAUCCCCUUUAUAGAGGAUAUCUUUAACUAGUAAAAAAACAUAUGGAAGGCAUCCAUUACGAAUAAAAUCUUUUUUAAAAUAAUGACCGAAUGGUGCCUCCUGUUCUAAUGUAUCAAUAUGUACCAUCAACACAAAUAUGAUUCAUAAGAUUUAGUGAUACAAUUCA